GAAGAAGGAAGUUCAAUUUUGCGCGGGAGACCAGUUUAACAUAGCUAGGCGAAUGUAAAACAAAUAGUUUCGUUUGGGCACCACUGAGAGCUCGUCAAACAUGCCAAAGCGAGAGGAGUUUCUACGUUCUGUCAGCCACGACACAGCGGAGGACUUCCUAAACUUCAUCAGCCUGCAUAGGGACAGCGCAGACCCCUUCGACCUGAACGAGGUGCUGCAGGAGCUGCCGAAAAACCAGAGGGAAGAGCUAUGGGAGCGGCUACUUAGGCUGCUGUCUGAGGCGCUGGUGGCGUUCCCCAUCGAGCGCUGGAAUGCUGGCAUGGACGACGACAGCGACGACGAAAUGGAAGUGGAGGUCGCUCCCGAACUGAAACGGACUAUGGCAGUAACGGCAGGAGUGACUGAGGUGGCCACUGCUUCUGUAGCAAUAAUACAGGAAGGUGAUGCUUACGGCAGCCUGCUGCAAUGUGCCAACAUAUUAAAUGGCAUCCUGAGCUCGCUGCCUGCCUCAGAGGUGCCUGUGCAGCUGGGGAUCCUGCAGCUGUGCGAACGCUGGUGGCGGAUGGAGCUGGUGGGCAGACAGGAGCUGGGCAGGACGGCUUUUGUCUUCUGCCUGGAGAAGACCCUCAUGCUGAAGAAUCCGGGCGCUGAGAUUAAGCGGCUGUGGAACAUCCAUGAGGUGCUGUUGAGUGUGGACUUCAAGGCGGAGGAAAGCAAAGGAAUGGUGGACCUGCUGCUCCAGUGUUACCUCAGCGUUGCCUAUAUCAUGCGCGAGGAGGGAAGACGCUUUCUGACCUUCCUGUUCAGCUGGAAUGUUGACUUCAUCUGCAUGAUCCAUGGAACCAUUAAAAACCAACUUCAGUACUUCACUAAGGUCAUCACAGAACAUGUGGCUGAGAUAUAUUUCAGAGCAUGGAAGAAGGCAUCCGGAGUGUUCCUUCAGGAGAUUGAAGCAACGUGCAUCCAGGACUUGAUGCAGUAUGGGGUGUUGCUGAACAGGAGCUCUCCGGUUCGUGCCAAAGUGAGACAGAUUCUGAGCUACUUUCACAACCAGAAGUUGCGACAGGGAGUGGACGAGAUGCUGCACAGACUGUACAAACCCAUUCUCUGGAGAGGCCUGAAGGCACCAAAUUUUGAGGUACGUGCCAAUGCAACCUUUCUGUUGGCGGGAGCAUUUCCUAUUCAUGACCCCAGCGUAAAUGGCGAGAAGAUCAACGAGGCCAUUCAGAGACAGCUGGAUAUCCUCUUUUCUCUUCUGGAAGACCCCCAGCCGCUUGUUCGCUCCACGGCGGCGCUCGGUGUCUGCACGGUCCUGGCGAGGUACUGGGAGAUGAUCCCUCCCACUGUCCUCACUGACUUCCUGAAGAAGCUGGUGACCGAGCUGGCCGCAGACGUGAGCUCCGCGGACGUCCGCUGCUCCGUGUCCAUGUGCAUGGCAAUUAUCCUGGACAACAAUUUGAGCCACCUGUUGAUGGAGCAGCUUUUGCCAGCCCUGAAAAACAGCCUUCAUGACCACUCGGAGAAGGUGCGCGUGGCCUUUGUAGAUUUGCUGCUGAAGAUCAAAGCUGUCAGAGCGGCCAAGUUUUGGAAUGUGUGCUCCAUCGAGCACCUGCUGGCCCGAUUGGCGAUCGACUCGGCCCCCGUUUCGAAAAGGAUCGUCAACCUCCUUUUCAACUCCUUCUUCCCCGUCAACCAGCCUGAGGAGGUCUGGUGCGAGCGCUGUGUUACCCUCAUCCAGAUGAAUCCCAUGGCGGCCAGGAAGUUUUACCAGCACGCGUAUGCCUACACAGCCCCAGCCAACAUAGCCAAGCUGAUGAUGACGAUCCGACGUUGCCUGGACGCCUGCAUACACGCUACUAGAGACAAGGACCCCGAUGAGGCUGACAGCAGCAACAAGGAGAACAUGACCGUGCCGGAGGAUGUCCUCAGUGUCCAGGACACUGCCACCAUGGCCGGUCUGCUGGAGGUGGUGGUCAUCCUGUGGAGGAGCAUCCACAGGUCCCUGGAGCUGAACCGGGACGCCUUCCAGUACACCGUCGCCAAGUUCGCCACCGUGCUGCCCGAGUACUUCCGCGUCUUUCAGGAUGAGCGCUGCACCGCCCCUCUGAUCCUGAUCGCCUCCUUCAUGCCCGCUGCUGCCAUUCCCACCUUCAGUUGCGGAGUCCUGUCCAGGCUGCGGAAGCUGGAGGACGGGGCAGAGGAGUCCCAGUACGGCACGCUCAUCGACUGCCUGUGCAACUGGGGUCAGGUGGGCCACAUCCUGGAGGUCAUCACCGAUUGGCUCAGUGACAGCUUGCCGCAGAGCAAGCAGGGUAAGAAGUGCAGGGUCAGCAUUCAGGAGACCUCGGUUGCCAAGCCAGACUUAGGACUGGACUACCUGGAGUACCUGCUGAUUUACACGGCCAAACGGGACUGCCUGCUGGCCGUCAAACAGAGCCAGCUCAACCACCUGCUCAAAUCGCUCUCAGCCUGGAAGACAGUGCUGUACACCGGCAUGAGCUCCUCGGAGGCCGGAGUCAGUCAGUCCCGGGUGGAGACCGCGCUGAGAGCCUUCACCUUUCACGGUCGACUAAGUGCCCAUCUCCAGCACAAAUUCUCGGAGGGCAGGGACUACUUUCUGGGCCUGGAGAGCUCGGCGGCCUGGAUUGUCGAGAGGGCCCUCCCUUUCAUGGUCACCCCCAGCGAGGGCAGCACGUCCCAGCAGCAGCUGGCGUUGGCCAAGAGGGCCGUUGAAAGCUACCUGACGGUGUGCAGAGAUGUGGUGAUGGUGGGACUUGCGGAUGAAGAGUUCAAAGGACAGGUUCUUCACCUGUGCUUAUCUGUGCUUCAGUCAGAGAAGGGCUACCUCUGCAUGGUCCCGCUGCUGUCUGUGCUGAAGGAGGUGGCGGAGGACUGCCUGGCCCGGAGUGCUCAGAGGCAGAGCGAGCAGCUGGCCGUCCUCCUCAGCAUCGUCUGCGACAUGUUCCAGAAGGUCCUGGAGACCAUCAUGUGUAGACUGCGCAAAGACUCCAAAGAAGGCAUGCAGCUUUGCCGUGCAGCUGUGGUCGUUCUUGGAGACUUCCUCAAUACCAUUCAGGACUGGAAGGCCAUCGGUUCCGAGGCCAUAAACGGGGUGUUUUCAACCAUCUCUGCUGCCAUCAUUGUUGAAAUCCGGCAUUCUCUCCACAAGAUCUCAUGUGCGGAGGAGGUGACGACACCGGAAAGCGUCCAAGACCUGCCCCCACUGUCGAGCUGCCUGCUGGGGGUUAUUCUGAAAUCCCCCAAUGUUACCAGGUCCUUUCUGACUGACCUAAAUGCAUCCGUUGACUCAGAUGAUAUUGACAGUAUAACUGGAUUGGCUGCAGUCUUAAACAUUUUGGCGGUGGUCCGACACAUGGGCAAAAAUAAAUCAGAGCUCAAAAGUAUAGUGGUGUCUAUCCAGAGGCAGCUGCAGAAGCAUUACUCCAUCACUGGCGAAGACAGCGGGAACAUCGAACGGGUCAUUUACGAGUCCGCCAUCAAGACUGUCAAUGAGAUGUUGAUGCUGUGAUCGUGUGACC
Megalops cyprinoides (Indo-Pacific tarpon) is the source of this 3539-nucleotide messenger RNA. It is a transcript of the gene ncapg2, whose product is annotated as non-SMC condensin II complex, subunit G2. Gene Ontology annotation, cellular component: condensin complex; nucleus. Bases 101 to 3529 code for a protein of 1142 amino acids. The transcript is spliced from 28 exons. Gene Ontology annotation, biological process: mitotic sister chromatid segregation. NCBI's taxonomy places the organism in Eukaryota, Metazoa, Chordata, Actinopteri, Elopiformes, Megalopidae. The record is from RefSeq and is a predicted model, not a curated record.